Molecule: messenger RNA, 1515 nt
Organism: Aspergillus melleus
Lineage: Eukaryota; Fungi; Ascomycota; Eurotiomycetes; Eurotiales; Aspergillaceae
Product: 3-oxoacid CoA-transferase
Exons: 5
Coding region: 1-1515 (504 amino acids)
Biological process (GO): ketone body catabolic process
Molecular function (GO): succinyl-CoA:3-oxo-acid CoA-transferase activity
Source: RefSeq, a predicted model, not a curated record
AUGGCGCGGCCUGUCCCUGCGGUGUUCCGGCCCAUGUGGCGCCGGAACUUCUGCGUCUCGACCCCCAGACGAGCCAUUGACAAGCUAUGCGACUCGGCCUCCGAGGCCAUCAAGGACAUGAAGGGCUCCUCGACCCUGCUGGUCGGAGGUUUCGGCUUCUCCGGCGUGCCCAACACCCUCAUCGACGCCGUGCGCGACCGGCCCGAUAUCACCGAUCUGACCGUCGUCUCGAACAACGCCGGUAUGCCCGGCGCCGGUUUGGGCCAGCUGCUGGAAACCAAGCAGAUCAGUAAAAUGAUCGCGUCGUUUAUCGGUGAAAACAAAGUCUUCGAAAAAAUGUAUCUGACUGGUGAUUUGGCUCUCGAAUUGACCCCCCAGGGCAGCAUUGCUGAGAAAUGCGCUGCCGGUGCGGCGGGUGUCCCUGCUUUCUAUACUCCCGCGGCUUAUGGAACUAUCGUGCAAACUGGUGAACUCCCCGUUCGGUACAACAAGGAUGGCUCGGUGGCCGAAACCUCCAAGCCUAAGGAAACGCGCAAAUUCAACGGCAAGAACUACAUCCUGGAAGAAUCGAUUUUCGGCGACUACGCCCUGGUCAAGGUCCACAAGGCCGACAAGCUGGGUAACUGUCAGUUCCGCAAGGCUAUGAACAACUUCAACGAGGCCAUGGGCAAGAACGCCAAGUACACCAUCGUCGAGGCCGAUCACAUCGUGGAGGUUGGCGAGAUCGCCCCCGAGGAUAUCCACCUGCAGAGCAUCUACGUCAACAAGGUCAUCCAGAGCCGUGGCGAGAAGCAGAUCGAGAAGCUCACCUUUGCCAAGGACCCCAGUGAGAUGCUUCAGGCUGGAUCCGGAGAGGCUACCGCCCGUCGCGAGCGUAUCGUCAAGCGUGCCGCCAAGGAAUUCAAGGAUGGAAUGUAUGUCAACCUCGGAAUCGGAAUGCCCCUGAUUGCUCCCUCGUACCUGCCCGAGGGCGUGGAGGUCGUCCUCCAGGCCGAGAACGGUAUCCUGGGUCUGGGUGGUUACCCCAAGCCCGGCGAGGAGGACCCCGACCUGAUCAACCCCGGUAAGGAGACCGUGACCCUGGGUCGUGGUGCUUCUCUGUUCGGUUCCCAUGAGAGCUUCGGUAUGAUUCGCGCGGGACGCAUUGAUCUGACGAUGCUCGGCGCUCUGCAAGUGAGCCAGUACGGCGAUCUUGCCAACUUUAUGCUUCCCGGUAAGGUCAAGGGUGUUGGCGGUGCCAUGGACUUGGUCGCCAACCCCGAGAAGACCAAGGUUGUGGUUACUAUGGAACACGUCGACAAGAAGGGCAACUCCAAGAUCCUUCCCGAGUGCAGCUUCCCCUUGACCGGUCCCCGCUGCGUGUGGAAGAUCAUCACUGACCUGGCCGUGUUCAACGUCUCUCCUACCGAGGGUCUGACUCUGGCUGAGCACGCCGAGGGUGUCUCCGUGGAGGAGAUCCGCAGCAAGACCGCCGCUCCCUUCAAGGUGGCGGAUGACCUGAAGCCCAUGCUGUAA